This is a messenger RNA of Coniophora puteana RWD-64-598 SS2, 835 nucleotides long. RefSeq names its product alpha-L RNA-binding motif-containing protein. The coding region runs from base 31 to 582 and encodes 183 amino acids. Gene Ontology annotation, cellular component: small ribosomal subunit; small-subunit processome; Mpp10 complex. The transcript has 6 exons. Gene Ontology annotation, molecular function: structural constituent of ribosome; rRNA binding; snoRNA binding. NCBI's taxonomy places the organism in Eukaryota, Fungi, Basidiomycota, Agaricomycetes, Boletales, Coniophoraceae. Gene Ontology annotation, biological process: rRNA processing. The record is from RefSeq and is a predicted model, not a curated record.
CCCUGCCCCGGCUGCCCCUCUUCAGACAGCAUGGUCCGCCAGUUCAAGUACCAUGAGCAGAAACUUCUCAAGAAAGUCGACUUCCUAAAUUGGAAACAAGAUGCAAAUGUUCGCGAGAUCAAGGUCAUGCGCAGGUACCACAUCCAAGACAGAGAAGACUACCACAAAUACAACAAACUAUGUGGCUCAAUCAGAGCCUAUGCGCACCGUCUCUCCAUGCUCCCAGCUCAGGACCCCUUUCGCUCACAAAUGGAAGCCCAGCUGCUUUCGAAACUAUACGACAUAGGCGUUCUUAACUCCCAGGCCAAAAUGAGCGAUGUCGAAAACAAACUCACAGUCUCUGCGUUUUGUCGUCGCCGCCUCGCCGUUUUCAUGUGCAUGAGUAAGAUGGCCGAAACAGUUAGUGCAGCAGUCAAGUUUAUAGAGCAAGGUCACGUCCGUGUCGGGCCAGACACGAUCACAGACCCUGCUUACCUUGUGACCCGACACAUGGAAGAUUUCGUGACUUGGGUUGACACAUCCAAGAUCAAGAGAACGGUCAUGAAAUACAACGAUGAGCUCGACGACUAUGAUCUUCUCUAGUCUGGCCACCGACCUUUGUCUGAAAUGCUUAUCACCACAAUAAGCUCCACAUCGGUAGCUACGAUGCUGAUACGUGUUGCUGCUCCUGUGCCUAAUACCGCGUAAUAUUAACGCGUCUCCUCGACUUCGACUUACUAACGGAAGAUAGAGAACUUGGGAUUGGGGAGGACUGAAGAAUUUGUUUCAAUUGUAGCCAUAUCCCUUGUUAUAGCUAGACUACUACACUAUUUACUGCCAAUUCAACUUGAUCUAC